UUUGGGCUCAAGAGUACUCCAGGACUUGGAUUGAUUGUGAACCCACACGCUUCCGAUGCGGCUGUUUCGAUAUGUCCUCUUUGUGCUCCUAGGUGUCAACCAGGCGCAGGUGGUUGAUGUCCUGACAAAGGUGAAAACUUUUAGGGACUCAGGCCUGGCCCUUCUCGAUGGUCUUGCUGAAGAGUUGAAAAGCAAAAACGAGGAGGCCUUGUCUGAGAAGACCAAGAAGUUCCGAGAGGAUUGGCUGAGUGUCCUGGGAGUGCACAAAGGCCUCACAGGUUUGGCCAAGGAUUUCACCAUGAACUAUUUUGGUCGAGAAGCCUACCACAGCGUGAAUGGUCCCUUGGUGGAUGCCAUUAAGGGGGCCUCGGCAGCGCUGGGCAGGAAUCCGGAUGCAGCAGCAUUUCAGCAAGCUUUGAAAAAGGUUUGCUUUGAAGGGAAGCGGAUCUUCCAGGCGGGAGGUUCUUUGCACGAGAUGCUCUCUGACUUAUUAGAGUUGCUGGAUGAUAAACAAGUGAAAAAGGCACUGCCAGCUGCGUUGCGCGGAAGCCAGCUUAUAGAUGCAUUGAACUACUUCGCUGGACCUCGAGAAGAAGCACACCAAGAAGAGCUCUAGGAGGAGGCGUCACACCUGCAAGGUCUACACUGCACAAAGAUGCAAUUUGUGCCUUUGCGAAGCGGGAUAAAAGGCAUUUUCAACUCAAACGGCACCUGGAAUGGCCAAGC
Molecule: messenger RNA, 726 nt
Organism: Durusdinium trenchii
Lineage: Eukaryota; Dinophyceae; Suessiales; Symbiodiniaceae
Source: the annotation of a GenBank genome assembly